AUGACUUCCACACCGGCCGGUGUGGUCCUGAUCCCUGAUGACGACACGCAACAGUCCGAAGGGGUCGACGAGGCGGCUGAACAGCCCGUUGUUCCUGCUCUCUCCUCCAUUCCCGUUCCAGGUGUUUCCUUGGUUUCCCCAAAGUUUUCCCCGGUUAAAGGUUCUAGCAGCCCUGGGUCAGUUUCAGUUCCUUUAGGUGGUGUUUCUGGAGACGACUCUACUGAGUCUCCUGUUUUUGUUCCUUCCUGGGAUCUCCGCAACAAUUCCCGACUCUCUGUUCGAAAUAAUGCUUUGGAAUUUUCCCGCCAUGCUUUUCCUUCGGCUGCUGUUGGCGAUAUGGAGGCUAUGGAGGGUACUCCAGAAAGUGCAAUGGGUCAGGGUAUUGUGUCGGUGGCUGAGGUCGAUGCUGGGAAGGGUAAUGAGGGUGGCGAUGAUGAUCUUGGAGAAAGUGAGGUGGUUGUUGUGGGAAACGAAGUCACCUGUGGCGAGGAUGAUGUUGUUGAAGAUGCUCCGGCAUCGUGUGCUACCCCUCUUGGGGCGUGA
Messenger RNA from Lactuca virosa, 543 nucleotides. The record is from the annotation of a GenBank genome assembly. NCBI's taxonomy places the organism in Eukaryota, Viridiplantae, Streptophyta, Magnoliopsida, Asterales, Asteraceae.